Messenger RNA from Salvia miltiorrhiza (redroot sage), 1106 nucleotides. RefSeq names its product probable calcium-binding protein CML21. The coding region runs from base 265 to 975 and encodes 236 amino acids. The record is from RefSeq and is a predicted model, not a curated record. NCBI's taxonomy places the organism in Eukaryota, Viridiplantae, Streptophyta, Magnoliopsida, Lamiales, Lamiaceae. The transcript has 5 exons. Gene Ontology annotation, molecular function: calcium ion binding.
AACAAAAACUGCAACAUUUCCUACAUCAGUGAUUACUUGCCCGAUUUAUAUUUGAUUUCUGUUUCUCUAAAAUAUUUAUGAUCCGAACCAUUUUUCACCAUUUUCUCUGCAAAUCUUGUUUUUCACUUUUAACGUAAAGAUCCCAGCCUCUUUACCGUUGCUGAUUCCAAUCUUGUUGUUAAUCACGCUUAGAGAUAUUCAGCUAUCCUAUCUGGAUUCCUUUGUAUGAAUUUAAGAGCCAGUUUAAUCUUCUAACUUAAAAAAAUGGGAGGUGUGCUUGAUAAGGAUGGAACUCCCGAGGCUUCAGCCCCGAAGACAAAGGUUGAGGCCAAAAUUAUUGAGGCAGUGCAAAGAAGAGAAGUUCUUGGGAGUUCUAUGACAGCAUUUAACAGCAUUAUCUUAAAAUUCCCAAAGAUUGAUGAGAGCUUUAGGAAGUGUAGAUCAACAUUCGAAGAAUUUGAUGAGGAUGGAAAUGGUUCAAUAGAUCCACAGGAGCUGAAAAACUGUUUCCACAAACUACAGAUCAACUUCACUGAUGAGGAGAUUGAUGACCUCUUUGAGGAAUGUGAUAUAAAUGAUGACAUGAGAAUAACAUUCAACGAAUUUAUUGUUCUCCUUUGCCUCGUCUACCUUCUGCAGAAAGAUCCUGCUGCUGAGAACUGUAAAUCUCAGAUUGGAGUGCAAAAUCUCAAAGGUACUUUUGAAACAUUAGUAGAUGCGUUCGUGUUUUUAGAUAAGAACAAGGAUGGAUAUGUGAGCAAAAAUGAGAUGGUUGAGGCCAUUAAUGAAACUACUGCAGGAGAACGGUCUUCUGGGAGGAUAGCCAUGAAGAGGUUUGAGGAGAUGGAUUGGGACAAGAAUGGAAUGGUAAACUACAAGGAGUUUCUUUUUGCUUUCACGCGUUGGGUUGGCAUCGAAGACAACGACGAUGAAGCUGACAAACAAGACACUGACAAAGACGAUGAAGAUGUUUGAUCUAAUUUUAUUUUUUUUACUUUUAUAAAUAUAAUUUGUUCGUGCAAAUCUUACUAUUCGAUUUCAACGUUGCUUCUGUCAAAUAUUUGCUUACAUUCGUUGUUUAUCUUAACUUUCUUUUGUUUUGUGCU